GUUGCACAUUUAACUGAAGAAGCGCGCUCUCUCUCUCUCUCUCUCUGUCUCUAUCUCUCUCCUCUCCUCUCCUCUCUGGAAAGAUAAGCAUAAAGAAAGAAAGAAAAGAGGAGCUUUGCUUUGCUUUCUUCCUAUUUACCAGAUUUGGCCUUUGUUUUUUCCCUUUUUUGGGGUUCAAAUGUGAAUGAAAGCCGGUAAAUGUUCUCCGACUGUUCUUGGAUUCUUCCCUGCUAUUUCCCUUCUCUCUGCUAUUUUUCUCAAUCUUUCCCUGAACGUGUUCUGUUAGCUCUUUGCCUGAUCCGAAUCUGUUCUAUUUCUCUCUGUUUGGUAAGAAAUUUUGUUGCAAUCAACCCUAUGGUUCGAUUCACUUUCCUGGAUUAAACUUUUCUCUCGGUUCAUUUUGGGUUAAGAUCGUUUUUAUUAGCUUAAAUUCAUUCUAUCUGCGUUAAUUUAGGGUUUUCUCUGUAAGGGUUGUUAUUUAAUCACAUAUAUAUAUACAUAGAGCACAUAGAACUGUCGGGAAAAUGGUGUCAAGAUCAUAUUCUAACCUCUUGGAGCUCGCCUCCGGCGAGGUUCCGUCGCCGUCUUUUGGCCGGAUUGGUCGGCGAAUUCCUAGAAUCAUGACUGUUCCCGGGAUACUGUCCGAUAUAGAUGAUGACCCGGCAGAGAGCGUGUGCUCUGACCCAUCUUCGUCGGUCCAGCGUGACCGGAUAAUAAUCGUGGCCAAUCAACUGCCAAUUAGGGUUCAAAGGAGAACUGAGAAUCCGAAGGGGUGGAUUUUCAGUUGGGAUGAGGAUUCACUUCUCCUUCAGUUGAAAGAUGGGUUGGGUGAUGAUGAAAUUGAUGUUAUAUAUGUGGGUUGCCUCAAGGAAGAAAUUCACCCUAAUGAUCAAGAAGAGGCGUCGCAGAUACUUCUAGAAACAUUCAAGUGUGUGCCUACCUUUUUACCCCCUGAUCUGUAUUCUAGAUACUACCAUGGGUUCUGCAAACAACAGCUAUGGCCAUUGUUUCACUAUAUGUUGCCCCUGUCACCUGAGCUCGGCGGCCGGUUCAAUCGUUCGCUGUGGCAGGCGUAUGUCUCGGUUAAUAAGAUUUUCGCGGAUAGGAUCAUGGAAGUGAUUAACCCGGAAGAUGAUUUUGUGUGGGUUCAUGAUUAUCAUCUUAUGGUGUUACCAACCUUCUUGAGGAAGAGAUUCAACAGGGUGAAACUAGGGUUUUUCCUCCAUAGCCCCUUCCCUUCGUCAGAGAUUUAUAAGACUCUACCCAUCAGGGAAGAGCUACUGAGAGCUUUGUUGAAUUCUGAUUUGAUUGGCUUCCACACCUUCGAUUAUGCACGCCAUUUCCUGUCGUGUUGCAGUCGGAUGCUUGGUCUGUCUUAUGAAUCAAAGCGGGGUUAUAUAGGCCUUGAGUAUUAUGGUCGGACUGUGAGUAUCAAAAUUCUUCCCGUUGGCAUCCACAUGGGCCAGCUUCAAUCUGUUUUGAACCUUCCAGAGACUGAAGCGAAGGUUGCUGAGCUAAUCAAGCAGUUCUGUGAGCAGGGUAGGAUAAUGUUGCUAGGGGUGGAUGAUAUGGACAUAUUUAAGGGUAUCAGCUUGAAGUUAUUGGCAAUGGAACAGCUACUCAUGCAGCAUACAGAGUGGCAAGGGAAAGUUGUUUUAGUGCAGAUAGCAAAUCCAGCUAGGGGCCGUGGUAAAGAUGUGAAAGAAGUUCAAGCCGAGACAUAUUCAACGGUGAAGCGGAUUAAUGAAGCCUUUGGUAAACCAGGGUACGAGCCUGUUGUCUUGAUUGAUGAGCCCCUCAAGUUUUAUGAGAAAGUUGCCUACUAUGUAGUUGCUGAAUGUUGUUUGGUCACAGCAGUCAGGGAUGGAAUGAAUCUCAUACCAUAUGAAUACAUUAUCAGUCGCGAAGGAAAUGAGAGGUUAGAUAAGGUCUUGGAUUUGAGGCUGUCCACUCCAAAGAAGAGUAUGUUAGUCGUAUCCGAGUUCAUUGGAUGCUCCCCGUCUCUGAGCGGAGCAAUUCGAGUCAACCCAUGGAAUAUUGAUGCAGUGGCAGAGGCAAUGGACUGUGCCCUGGUAAUGCCUGAACAAGAGAAACAGUUGCGGCAUGAAAAGCAUUACAGAUAUGUUAGUACCCAUGAUGUUGGGUACUGGGCACGUAGUUUUUUGCAAGAUUUGGAGAGGACAUGUAAGGAUCACGUGCGGCGAAGGAGUUGGGGAAUUGGAUUUGGGUUAAGUUUUAGGGUUGUUGCACUAGAUCCAAGCUUCAGGAAGCUAGCUAUGGAGCACAUAGUUUCUGCUUACAAAAGGACUAAAACUAGAGCAAUCCUUCUAGACUAUGAUGGUACAUUAAUGCCUCAGGCUUCAAUUGAUAAGAGUCCAGGCUCUAAAACCAUAGAAAUCAUAGAUACUUUGUGUAGAGAUAAGAACAAUAUGGUGUUUAUUGUCAGUGCCAAAACCCGUGACACACUAGAUGAGUGGUUUUCUCCCUGCAAGAAACUUGGAAUUGCAGCUGAGCAUGGUUAUUUCUUAAGGCUCGAGCGAGAUGCAGAGUGGGAAACAUGUGUACCGGCAGUAGAGUGUAGUUGGAAACAGAUUGCAGAACCAGUUAUGAAGCUCUACACAGAGACAACUGAUGGGUCCAUGAUUGAGGAUAAGGAAACUGCUUUAGUUUGGUGCUACGAGGAUUCGGAUCCUGAUUUUGGAUCAUGCCAAGCCAAGGAACUUCAUGAUCAUCUUGAAAGUGUGCUUGCUAAUGAACCAGUUACAGUCAAAAGAGGGCAGAACAUGGUGGAGGUUAAACCGCAGGGAGUAAGCAAGGGGCUUGUAGCUAAACGCCUACUUUCUACCAUGCAAGAGAGGGAAAUGUCACCUGAUUUUGUUCUGUGCGUAGGAGAUGACCGAUCUGAUGAGGACAUGUUUGAGGUGAUCAACAGUUCUGUGGCCAACGGUUCUGCAGCAGGUUCAUCCAUUGCUCCUGGCGCGGAAGUGUUUGCCUGCACUGUAGGUCAAAAACCCAGUAAGGCCAAGUACUAUCUUGAUGAUACCGUUGAAAUAGUUAGACUGAUGCAGGGCUUGGCAACUGUUUCGGGGCAAAUGGUACAUGUGUAGGCUGCAAAAAGAAAAGAAGAAAAAGUUUUCACAAAUUGAAAUAAUUAGGCCAUGAAAUGUCAUCCACAAUUGUUUGCUUUUCUUUAUCUUCACCAGUUGUAAAUUUGUAGCUCUGCUCAGAGAAUGUGCAUGGUUGGACACUUCUUCUUGGUAUUUCAUCUUUUAUCUAGUAAAGAUGUACAUACAUAAUUCCUUCCAUUA
Diospyros lotus (date-plum) is the source of this 3308-nucleotide messenger RNA. RefSeq names its product alpha,alpha-trehalose-phosphate synthase [UDP-forming] 6. The coding region runs from base 525 to 3107 and encodes 860 amino acids. NCBI's taxonomy places the organism in Eukaryota, Viridiplantae, Streptophyta, Magnoliopsida, Ericales, Ebenaceae. Gene Ontology annotation, cellular component: cytosol. Gene Ontology annotation, molecular function: catalytic activity. The record is from RefSeq and is a predicted model, not a curated record. The transcript is spliced from 3 exons. Gene Ontology annotation, biological process: trehalose biosynthetic process.